Molecule: messenger RNA, 2635 nt
Organism: Chinchilla lanigera (long-tailed chinchilla)
Lineage: Eukaryota; Metazoa; Chordata; Mammalia; Rodentia; Chinchillidae
Gene: Plcd3
Product: phospholipase C, delta 3
Biological process (GO): intracellular signal transduction; lipid metabolic process
Molecular function (GO): phosphatidylinositol-4,5-bisphosphate phospholipase C activity
Source: RefSeq, a predicted model, not a curated record
GCCUCACGGAGGACGAGGACGUGCUGGCCAUGCUGCGGGGCUCACGGCUGCGCAAGAUCCGCUCACGCACCUGGCAGAAGGAGCGGCUGUACCGGCUGCAGGAGGACGGGCUCAGCGUGUGGUUCCAGCGGCGCAUCUCGCGCGCCCCUUCCCGGCACCUCUUCUUCGUGCAGCACAUAGAGGCCGUGCGCCAGGGCCACCAGUCCGAGGGCCUGCGGCGCUUUGCGGCAGCCUUCCCACCCGCGCUCUGCCUGACCAUUGCUUUCCGCGGCCACCGCAAGAACCUGGACCUGGUGGCGCACUCAGCAGAGGAGGCACAGCGCUGGGCACGGGGCCUGGACAAGCUGCGGGCACGGCUGGAGGCCAUGAGCCAGCGCGAGCUCCUGGACCACUGGAUCCACUCCUACCUGCACCGGGCAGACUCCGACCAGGACAGCAAGAUGAGCUUCAAGGAGGUCAAGGGCCUCCUACGCAUGGUCAACGUGGACAUGAACGACAUGUACGCCUACCGCCUCUUCAAGGAGUGUGACCGGUCCAAUGACGAGCGGCUGGAGGAAGCUGAGAUUGAGGAGUUUGUGCGGCAGCUGCUGAAGCGCCCGGAGCUGGAGGAGCUCUUCCGCAGGUUCUCGGGCGAGGACCUUGUGCUGAGCGCCCCUGAGCUGCUGGACUUCCUGGAGGCGCAGGGCGAGGCGGGCGCCACGCUGGCCCACGCGAAGCGGCUCAUCCAGACCUACGAGCUCCACGAGACAGCCAAGCGCCAUGAGCUGAUGACCCUGGAUGGCUUCAUGAUGUACCUGCUGUCACCGGAGGGGGCCGCCCUGGACCCCGCACACGCCGCUGUGUUCCAGGACAUGGGCCAGCCCCUCGCACACUACUUCAUCUCCUCCUCUCACAACACCUACCUGACGGACUCUCAGAUCGGCGGCCUCAGCAGCACCGAGGCCUAUGUCAGGGCCUUUGCCCAGGGCUGCCGCUGCGUGGAGCUGGACUGCUGGGAGGGUCCGGGUGGUGAGCCUGUCAUCUACCACGGCCACACGCUCACCUCCAAGAUCCUCUUCCGGGAUGUGGUCCAGGCCGUGCGUGACCACGCCUUCACGCUGUCCCCCUACCCUGUCAUCCUGUCCCUGGAGAACCACUGCGGGCUGGAGCAGCAGGCCGUCAUGGCUCGUCACCUGCGGACCAUCCUGGGGGACAUGCUGGUGACAGAGGCGCUGGGCACCCAGGACCCUGAGGUGCUGCCAUCUCCAGAGCAGCUGAAGGGCCGGGUGCUGGUGAAGGGGAAGAAGCUGCCAGGCGCACAGGCCAAGGAUGGUCAUGUUCUGUCGGACAGGGAAGAGCAGGAGGAGGAGGAGGAUGGGCAGGCUGUGGGGGCUGCACGGCAGGGGACACCCGCAGAGGCCAGGCCCCAGGCCGGCCAGAUCGCCCCUGAGCUGUCAGCCCUGGCUGUGUACUGCUGUGCCACCCGUCUGCAGACCCUGCAGCCCGGCCCUGGCCCAAUCCGGCCCUGCCAGGUCAGCUCCCUCAGUGAACGCAAAGCCCGGAAGCUGCUGCGGGAGGCAGGGAAUAGCUUUGUCCGGCACAACACCCGCCAGUUGACCCGCGUGUACCCGCUGGGGCUGCGCAUGAACUCCACCAACUACAGCCCCCAGGAGAUGUGGAACGCGGGCUGUCAGCUGGUGGCCCUGAACUUCCAGACACCAGGCUACGAGAUGGACCUCAACGCGGGCCGCUUCCUGGUCAAUGGGCGGUGUGGCUACGUCCUGAAGCCCAGCUGCCUGCGACAGCUGGGCACGGCAUUUGACCCGGCAUGCCCUGGGCCCCCCAGCACCACACUGACGGUCCAGGUGCUCACCGCCCAGCAGUUGCCCAAGCUGAACGCCGAGAAGCCCAGCUCCAUCGUGGACCCCCUGGUGCGUGUGGAGGUCCAUGGAGUCCCCGCAGACUGCGCACGGAAGGAGACCGGCCAUGUGCUCAACAACGGCUUCAACCCAUGCUGGGGGCAGACACUACAGUUCCUGCUGCGGGCCCCGGAGCUGGCCCUGGUGCGCUUCGUGGUAGAGGACUACGACACCACCUCCCCCAACGACUUCGUGGGCCAGUUCACGCUGCCGCUCAGCAGCCUGAAGCAAGGGUACCGCCACAUCCACCUGCUCUCGAGAGACGGGGCCCCGCUGUCCCCCGCCACACUCUUCGUCCACAUCUGUGUCCAGCACUUCUGACAGCUGAAGACCCAGCCAGAGUUCUGGGGGCCCAGGCCACACCCAGCACCAAGCCCGGCCUUCCCCCAACCUGGAACUCCUGGGUGCCGUGCCUGCUGGCCUCCUGGGGCACAGACAUGGGUGAUCUGUGCCUGGCCAGCUGCUGCCUGGCUGCAAGGGCUCCAGCACCUCUGGUGCCCAGCCCCGCCCCGCACAGUGCCUUAUGCAGGGCCUGCCGCAGGAACCUGUGGGCAGCACCCCUGCCCCGUCCUGCUGGAGCGCCAGGCCUUGGUCCCUCAGGCUCGCCCCGCAGGGAGGAAGCCCCAGGCGAGCCAGAAACCUGGCUAUUGGUUGGCAACAGGGUCCCAGGAGAGCCCUGGGAGGGCAGUAGAGAAGCAUCUGUUCUAACAGUAAAGGAGCCACUUUGCCUCACCCUG